UUUAAUUGAACUCGGAGUGACACAGUUUGCAUAUUACAACCAAUGGCUUACUACUACCCAACAACUUAUAAAAAAGAUACGCUUCCAAAGGUCACAAAUAAGAAGUUGGUUUCUAGUACACCAUGGAUCGAAAUGUAUAAUUUGACAUAUAUGGACCCGUCUGGAUCUAUCAGAAGCUGGGAUUCCAUAGAGAGGACAGGUAGCUCCAAGCUGUCUGCCAACGGCGUGGAUAUAUUGGCCAUCGUUAGAAACAAUAGCAAAUGCGACACUGAAAAGCCGCUGCUGAUUGAAAAGGACGAUCGAAUUCUGCUUGUCAUUCAAUUCCGUCCGCCGAUGAAUAAGCAUACAUUAGAAUUUCCCGCUGGUCUAUGUGAAGAGAAUGAGUCCAUAGAAGAAACUGCAGUUAGAGAACUCAGAGAAGAAACUGGAUACCAUGGCAAGUUCGUGUCGUGUUCUCCAGGGAUUGUUUUGGAUCCUGGAAUUUCAAACAAUUGUACCGCUUUAGCACAGGUUUUGGUAGAUUUAGACAGUCCAGAAAAUAAGGAUCCAAAGCAAUCUCUGGACAGCGGAGAAUUCAUUCAGGUGGUUUCUGUACCGUUCGAGGAUAUGCUGGAUCACAUAAACGAUAUAUGUUUGGCCAAAAACGCUGUUUGCGAUGCCAAGUUGUAUGCAUUUGCGUUUGCCCGCUCAUUCUGAAAGGCGGUGAGUGCAGUACGAAUUUCGGUUUCCUUGUGUACAAUACUGGAUUUUUAAAAUUCCUGCUUUUAAAGUUAGACACGUUGUACGCCAAUUUUUUUUUUAAAUCCAAAGGGACAGGGUUCGAAUCGCACUGUAUAUAUAUAGGUGGCAAUCGCAGACUGGCUUGUGUGCGCGUCUAUACGUGUUGACCAAAAACAGAUUUUCCGCCCGGCCGCAUUUCUCUCAUGUAUCAGAAAAUUCAGGAUUGGAGUUGAGGAAAGGGUGCGACGCGGGGAGGACCAAACGGCGAAGUCAGAGGAGAAGCGUUUCAGUCCUGCAAGGCAGCCGCAGUUGGGCCCAAACCGAAUUCUAGGAGCAGCAGAGAGACACACGAGCGGAGUCGGUGGAAAGCCGAGACCGAGAGGCUGAAAGUGUAUAUCUGUCCCUCCGUGGUGAUGAUUUGAGCGCAUAUAGACGGUUUAAAAACUUUCUGAAUGGCGGAAGUGGAUGCGAUGACGUCGAGACGCCAUUUGAAGGAGUAGAGUCCUGCGCGAAGUACAGGUUAGGACAAGGGCGCGUGCAUGCGCGAGGGUCGGAUGGUUUCAUACCGGGCAUGCGAAUCCUCUUCUUA
Messenger RNA from Schistocerca gregaria, 1309 nucleotides. RefSeq names its product ADP-sugar pyrophosphatase-like. Gene Ontology annotation, biological process: nucleoside phosphate metabolic process; ribose phosphate metabolic process. The transcript is spliced from 6 exons. Lineage: Eukaryota; Metazoa; Arthropoda; Insecta; Orthoptera; Acrididae. The record is from RefSeq and is a predicted model, not a curated record. Gene Ontology annotation, molecular function: hydrolase activity. The coding region runs from base 43 to 696 and encodes 217 amino acids.